AUGUCUGAAGUUAAAAGAACUAUAAGAAUUACAACUCAACAACAUAUCUUGAAAGAUUUACCACCAGUAGAGAAUUACCCUAUUAGACAAUGGUCAGUCCAAAUCACAAUGUUAGACCAAUCUGGUAAUGAGAUACCUGCUAACAUUUUGGACAAAGUCACGUAUUCAUUGCAUCCUACAUUUGCCAACCCAAUAAGAACCCUCAAGACUCAACCAUUCAAGGUUGAGGAACAAGGAUGGGGUGAAUUCGAUAUCCCAAUUACAGUCCACAUUAUUGGGUUAUCGGGAAAACAAAGCGAAAGAAAGUUCAAUCAUGACUUGAAUUUCUUACAAGAAACGUACACCCUUGACCAUACGAUUUCCAUUCCUACAAAUAGAUCACAAGUUUUGAAUAGCUUGUUACUAGAAAGUGGUCCUGUUCCAGCAAAUAAUAACUUGGAUACAAACAAACGUAAAAACGAUGCCGAUUCCAGCAACAAAUUGAAGAAACAAAAGAGUGCUAGUGGUAAUGGUACGCCAAUGAAGGGUCAAAUCGACUUGGAGCAAUUGGCCAAUGGCUUGACUAAGUUGAAUGAAGAUGAUUUGAUAGUUAUAGUUCAAAUGGUUACUGACAAUAGAACUAAUGACAUGAAUAUUAAGAACGAUAUCGAUAAUGGUGAAUUCACGAUGGAUUUAUACACUUUACCCGAAUCGCUCUUGAAGAGUCUCUGGGACUACGUCAAGAAUCAUACUGGUGAUGCAUAA
This is a messenger RNA of Debaryomyces hansenii CBS767, 744 nucleotides long. It is a transcript of the gene TAF14, whose product is annotated as TATA-binding protein-associated factor. Lineage: Eukaryota; Fungi; Ascomycota; Pichiomycetes; Serinales; Debaryomycetaceae. The transcript has 2 exons. Gene Ontology annotation, biological process: regulation of transcription by RNA polymerase II; chromatin remodeling. Bases 1 to 744 code for a protein of 247 amino acids. The record is from RefSeq and is a predicted model, not a curated record. Gene Ontology annotation, cellular component: NuA4 histone acetyltransferase complex; Swr1 complex. Gene Ontology annotation, molecular function: histone binding.